CCCUAGCAUUUUGUCCUCUCGCUCUCUCACUUUUCUCUCUAGUAGGUAUCAAAGGAGAGAAAAUGCUAGGGUUUUAGAGAGAAGAGAAAACAGAGAGAAAGAGAGCACAGGAGAGAGAAAAGGCAAGUUUUAAGGGUUAGGGUUUCCUUUUUUCUUUGUAUAAGAAAGAAAAAUGGUGGCAGACAAAGGAAAGAAGAUGAAACUAGCAGAGAAAGGAGAAGAAGAGAACUCUGAACAAAUCGAUGGAGACCUCGUCCUUUCCAUCGAAAAGCUUCAAGAGAUCCAAGACGAGCUUGAAAAGAUCAAUGAAGAGGCAAGUGAGAAAGUCUUGGAAGUGGAGCAGAAGUACAAUGAGAUACGCAAACCCGUCUAUGAUAAGCGGAAUGACAUCAUCAAAUCGAUUCCUGAUUUCUGGUUAACAGCUUUCUUGAGUCAUCCUGCUCUUGGUGAACUUUUGACUGAAGAGGAUCAGAAGAUAUUCAAGCAUAUUAGCUCGCUUGAAGUGGAGGAUUUUAAAGAUCUGAAAUCUGGAUACUCGAUUACAUUUAACUUCAAUCCCAAUCCAUAUUUUGAAGAUACAAAGCUUACGAAGACCUUUACCUUCCUUGAUGAGGGAACCAAAAUUACUGCCACCCAAAUCAAGUGGAAAGAGGGCAUGGGCUUGCCAAAUGGAGUUAACCAUGAGAAGAAAGGAAACAAGCGACAAUUUGCCGAAGAAAGCUUCUUUACCUGGUUUACCGAUGCUCAGCAGAAAGAUGAUAUGGAUGAGAUUCAUGAUGAGGUAGCGGAGAUUAUCAAGGAGGAUUUAUGGCCCAAUCCUCUCACUUAUUUUAACAAUGAGGCUGACGAAGAGGAUUUUGAUGGUGAAGAAGGUGAUGAAGAGGGAAAAGAUGACGAUGACUCUGAUGAUGACGAUGAUCCAGACGAUGAGGAUGAUGAUGAUGGUGACGAUGAUAACUAAAAUCACUUAUGGCCUUAAUUAUAUCAGUUGCUUGCCUUGGUUUGGUAAGAACUUGUGUAAAGUUGUCUCGUAGUGGUUGCUAAGUAAGGUAAUGGGGAGGAUAACCAUCUUUAAGAUAGCUUUCUCUGCUGUAUAAGCAACUGGCAUUAUUGUCAGCAUAGCUCUGACUCAUUUCUUUUUGCCUUAUCUCUCUUCUACCAAUUUGAUCUUUUUCUGUGUUUUUGUUUUUCUGGUUUACUCCCUGACGGUGACAUGGAAGUUGCUACAUGAUAUUGGAAUGCUGUCUUUUUUAUCUAUAGUUUUUGUUAAAACUCUGUUAAUUAGAAGAGAGUUAAAUUAUAUUGUGGUAUGUAAAAUGCAGAAUAGAUUGUAGUUGUUGGCAUUGAGCUGACAUCUCUAUGAAUUCAGCCCUGUUUAGUGAUUGUUUC
Messenger RNA from Theobroma cacao (cacao), 1389 nucleotides. RefSeq names its product NAP1-related protein 1 (gene NRP1). Gene Ontology annotation, cellular component: nucleus. The record is from RefSeq and is a predicted model, not a curated record. Gene Ontology annotation, biological process: nucleosome assembly. NCBI's taxonomy places the organism in Eukaryota, Viridiplantae, Streptophyta, Magnoliopsida, Malvales, Malvaceae.